UCUCUCCUUUUCAAGGUUUCUUCUCGAUUUUUGAGGUUCAUCAUUACUCAAGGUUCCACCAUGGCCUCUGCUGGUGUCCUGAUUGGCUGCUUGCUUCUCUUCUGUCCCCUGUUGCUGACAGGCUGCAAUGGUCAAACUGUCGGUCUAUCUGCUACUGGUACACGGCAAUUAGCACCAUACAGAGUGACAUUUGGUGAUGGACAACCUACAGCCAAAGUUACCGAUUACUUACCUGCAUGUGUUGUGAUCAGUGGAUCAGGACCAUUCAUUCGACUAGAGAAGACUGAUGGUAGUCUAGUGUUGGCUGAGUUAGGGUCCUUCGCAGUGUUUGGAAUACUACUGGUGAACAGCACAGUACAUCCUAUACUGAACACUUCAUACACUGGACUGUAUCAUUGUAGAACAGUGGAUAACAACUCAACCCAAACGUAUCAACUCAACAUUGUAGCUAAUAUGGGACUAACUCUAACCAGGGACCUUGCUCGCGAAGAUCCCUGGUUCGAGUCCUGGCGGUGUGACUGA
Messenger RNA from Sycon ciliatum, 522 nucleotides. RefSeq lists its product as uncharacterized. Bases 61 to 522 code for a protein of 153 amino acids. Lineage: Eukaryota; Metazoa; Porifera; Calcarea; Leucosolenida; Sycettidae. The transcript is spliced from 4 exons. The record is from RefSeq and is a predicted model, not a curated record.